Messenger RNA from Cherax quadricarinatus, 16843 nucleotides. The record is from RefSeq and is a predicted model, not a curated record. Lineage: Eukaryota; Metazoa; Arthropoda; Malacostraca; Decapoda; Parastacidae.
AUACCGGCGGUGGUGGCGAUACGUAAGUCAAAGUCGCCUUGUAUUUCCUCCCACACACUCAACCGGUUCUCUUGUUACAUAUGAACCUGCAGUUAGAUGCUCUUCUAGCAUAAGCACAACCAGUUUUCACCAAUAAUAACAUUUUAUUUAUCGCAUUUGACUGUUGUUUUUCUAUACCAAACUGAGAGUUCGUUAUGUCUUCAGAAAUCACAUGUGAAAUGCGAGACCGUGCUUAUCGAAUAUGUCGGGAUUAUCUGCACGGAGCCUGGAAGAUGAUCAGCCCGGGAGAGAUGAUCGUCAAGAGGAUCAGUGGGGGUCUGUCCAACAUGCUGUACUACUGUGCGCUGCCUGUCUCACAGACGUCCAAGGCUGCGGAGCCCUCAGAGGUCCUUCUUAGAAUAUAUGGACAGGUUCACGGUGAGGACGCGCUGGAGAGUGUUCUGGCUGAGAGUGUGAUCUUUGCGUUGCUGUCUGAGAGACGCUUGGGACCUCGCCUGUACGGUGUGUUCCCUGGUGGUAGACUGGAACAGUUCAUCCCGGCUCGGUCACUGUUUACAAGUGAGCUAGCGGAUCCAGAGCUGUCAGCCAUCAUAGCCACCAAGAUGGCAAACAUACAUUCACUCAACGUGCCAAUCAGCAAGGAACCUACCUGGAUCUGGAACACCAUGGGCAAAUGGCUGAAAUCCGGUCAGGAAUAUCUUUGCAAAAAAACCAAAAUUGAUGGAGUUGAAAACAGUACACUUGAAAGAUUAAAGAAGAUUAAUUACCAUAAUGAGAUGGAUUACUUGAAGCAAGUGGUGGCCAAGGUUCAGUCUCCUGUUGUGUUUGCUCAUAAUGACAUGCAAGAGGGCAACAUUCUUCUCAAAACUCACACCAAGUCCCAGGAAGACCGUAUAUGUCUCAUUGAUUUUGAGUAUUGCUCGUAUAACUACCGAGGGUUUGAUCUGGCGAAUCAUUUCUGUGAAUGGAUGUAUAAUUAUAAGGUUGCCGACCAUCCAUAUUUUACUGUGGAAAAAGAGAACUUCCCAGAAAAAGAUAAGCAGCUUCACUUCAUCCGUACUUACCUAGCAGCUUAUGAAGCUUUACGAAGAGGAAAGUGCUCCAUCACCACCAAUAAGUCUGCAGACGACGCAUUACCUUGUAAUCGCUGUUUUAAUCCAAAAACAUGGAUCACUGGGUUGAAGGUGUCACAAGUGGUGGGCAGCUUUAUUUCACCACCCUGCCAUCCAGUAGAGGACAAACUCCUACAAGAGGUUCAAGUGUUUAUGUUGGCAUCCCAUCUGUUUUGGGCCUUGUGGUCUAUUGUGCAAAGCCAGGUCUCCAGUAUUCCAUUUGGUUAUAUGGAAUAUGCUGCAGUGAGGAUGGAUCAUUAUUUUGAAGACAAAGCAAAACUUAAAGUGGAUUAUAUCAAUAAACGCAAGUCUGAUGCGAUUACAGAGGAAAUAGAAUACUGAAGACAAGAAUUGUGUUGCUGACCAGACAUUGAGUAGUUUAACUUCAGGUUACAGUACACUCUUGUGAAUACGUUUUUAAAUGCCAGUGCCGGUACAGUAUUAAAUUUAUUCGACUAUGAUAGGGUUGGUGCUACAACUCCUUACCAUAAAUCUGUAAUACGGUAUGUAAAAUGGUAUUAAAUUUUAGCUCUGACAAAGAAGCAAGUGUCUUUUGGAGGAGAUUUGAGUGAUUGAAUUUCUAAACUGUUUAUAUGAAGACAGGUAUUGUGAUGUACUUUUAAGUGCCUGUUCAGUAGGCAUAUGUUCACAUUUCUUCUCACAGUUACCUCAUGCACCAUGAUUAAUGUCUUCAUAUUUACAGUUUUUCAGCUUUUAUUAAUUUGCUGCUUGUGCUACUUUUAUAUCCUGUAAAUAUUUCAAACAAAUUAAUAAAAUGUGAAAAAAUACUUAGAGGUGGUUGCACAUGUAUGAAGCAGAUAAGAUUGGUAUGUAGUUUUGGCUGAAUGAGGAUAUUUUUGUAAGGUGAUGUUUUCAUUAGCAAGAGUGGUAAUGGAAAUUUUUGCAUUAGUCUUGAAGAGAAAAGUGGCAGAAAUUGAACAUGUUGACAAUCUAGUGUGAGGUUAAGUCAGAUUGGUGCUGUGAUGUUCACUCAUGCUGUGAUGUAAUAUACUGUACUUACGAUUAUGCUUUUAUGGUGUUAAGAUCAUGUCAUAUCUCAUUUCUCUCAUAGUAUAUACAUUUUGGGGUGAUUUGUGUAAGAUACACUGUUUGUACAUGUGCCAUAAUUACAACCAGUAUCAUUCAUCUUCCUCAUUCAUUGUAAAUGGGACCCAUUAAUGUGCUAGAGAUGUAGAAUAUAGAUGUAUGUCUCAGUUACAGACAGGAGGCAUAUACUGCUCAAAUAGUCUGUAAAUCUAAGGGUACAUUGAAUUUCUCUUUCUCUCUGCAUACUGGAGAUAACUCUUAGGAGUUUCAGCGCCAUAGUUUAGUCAGGUAUUAUGAUGAAUUGUUUUAUGUGUAUAUUUAUUAUUAUUUUUUGGCAAAAUAUCAAACAGUUAUACACAUGUUUUGUGUAUCACAGGGUUAGGAGUAGUCCCUAACUGCAUUUCAUUGGAUUAAAACACAGUUUUUAUGGUGUUUGUUGAGUUUAGAUAUUAGUAUGUAUUUAUUUAAUGAAAGCAAUAAACAUGUUGCAUACAUUAUAGAUAAUUCACUUAGUUACAACUACUGGCAGGCAAAUUUUGUUAACAUUAAAAAUUAAAAUAACAUUAAAAUUAAAAUACUUGCACUAAUUUCUUCUUUACUGCACAUUCUUUAGAUACCUAAUAUCUGGCAGACAAUAGAAGCAGUGACAAAAAAUUACCAGUCUACAAUUAUGCAUGUUGAUAAAAGUUUGAAUUGGAACAAGAUUGUUGCUCAGGUGGUAGGAUCUGCUGAUGAUGACCCAAGUGCACUAUUACCCUUGUGUCAGAAAAUCAGUUUAGCUGGUUUUGUAUUGACUUGUAUCAGGUAGUAUGAAGACUUUAUAAGAAAAACUUUUAAAGAGAAGGAUUUUUGGAUGUGGAUGCAUAGGAAAGGUAUCAAGAUGUGGUGUGAAUGGCAUGCAGAGAAUCAAGAAAUUAUGAGAUGGUAUUACAUUAAAUGAGUACUGUAAUGUCAGUGUUGGAAGAAGUGGUUGCAAUGGUUGUGGUCAUUCAGAAGGGGGGAGACAAUAUAGGUUGAUUAAGAUAUAAAUCUGUGAUGGAUUCAGGUGCAGAGAAAAUCUGAGGAAAGGUUGUAAGGAGGGUGUUUUGGGAAGCAGGUACUUGAACAUGUAGUAGUCACAUGUAUGUUUGCUAGACUGUGAGGAGUGGACCAGAAUAGUUUUUCAGGACUUUGUGUGCAGUUGGUGAGUAAUUUUAGAAUAUCCGUGAAAGAAUUUAGAGAAACUGGAUAGCCAGACUUUAAUAUUAGAAGUGGGAUGUAUAGUACCUGGAACUUUGAAAAUCAGGUGAGGAUGUUGAAGUUUGUUGGUCUAUCACUGGACCAUGAUGUUAGUAGUUUUUUGGAAAGGCAGUUAAAGAGCAUGUGAUAGUGAAUUUGUUUCCUUUUCUGGGUCAUUCUGUCUUGGUGAGAAAUUGACAAUGUGUUAAAAAAUCAAUACUUACUAGAUACGAGUAUCCCUACCUACCACUGAUGCAUAUAGCCUGCCAGAUACUAGAACUGUGUCCUCGUGUUAUUUUUGUACCAUACUCUCCCUAAAUUUUUUAUAGCAUUUUGGACACUUACAGAUUUAGAAAUUAUUGUCCUAUAAGUACACAUUCACAGUAUUUCUUUAUACAGUAAUAUUUUUUGAGAUUCCAGUAAUAGCUCUUGUAUAUAUCUACAUCAUACUUUGACAAUGGUGACAUCUGAAGGAUACCAUUUCCAGAAGAGAGACUGGGUCUUCCCAUCUAAUGUUCUAAAUUUUGUUACAGGAUACUGAUGUUAUUUUGUGAGGACUUAACCAGAGCUGUACAUACAAGCUUAAUAGAUAUUAAGUUAAAUGUAUAUAUUUAGAGGCUGCUGUAUUUUAGUUUGGCAUUUUAAGUAUUAAUACAAGCCAAGUCAGUAAUGCCAAGCUAUAUGUAAGUAACUUAUAAUGGUGUUUAUGUAAUGUAAUUACAGUAUUUUUUUAUCAAAGCUUAGCUUUUUUGUGAUGCUUGUUAUUUGGUGGACAUAGUUACAAUUUUCUUAGCGUAUUUACGUAAUUUGCACUAACUGUAGUUAUUCAUUUUGUUUAUAUUUAUCAAAAAAAAUUAUAAAAGAAAAAAGUGAAUAAAUGUGUGGUAUUAUUUUUUAAGAAUAUUUUAAUGACAGUGUGGAUGCUAGAGUAAUGUAAUAACUUGGAUUGAUGUGGCAUUCCAUCAAAGAUUUUACCCGAUAAUGUAUUUCAUAUUGCAUUUACCGUACUUUCAGUUCUUAUCAUUAUAUACCCAUACUGUAUUGUAGACUGAUUUUAAAUAUGGGAAAUAGGUUGUUUUCUUGAUAUUGUAUGCAAAGAGGCCAGUCAUACAUUUAUUAGUCUCUAUAAUGAAUAUCUUUGAAUUAUUAUUUUUGGGCAUUUCUGCAUUACUGAAAUAAUACUCAAAAUUUUGAAAGGAUGAGUCAGUGUUUCUUAUUACUGUAUUUUGCAGCAUAUAGGUCACACCCUAAAUUUAACAUGAAAUAUGUUAGAAAAGUAAAAUAGAGGAAAAUUUUCUAGAGACAAUGAACAGCUGAAGGCUGUGAUGGUUCCCGCAUUUUGAUUGUGACACGUUUACUCUCAGAUGGUAUUUACAAUACUACUUUAAUAUUUGCUAAUUUUUUUUUUUUGUGUUUUUACAUUUCAUUGUACUGCAUAUUUUAUAUUACCAGUAAUACUGUACUUCCCUUAUAUUUUAUCAAUAUAAUCAUGCUGGCUGUGCUUCCACUGCAAGUGUCUGCAGUGAACGCUAGCUAACACUAUAUGUUUCUCUGCUUACAAUGGUUCGACUUACGGUACUUCGAAUUUAUGAUGCUGCAAAAGCAGUUACUUUGGAGAUGAGACUUGAGAUGAUUGCCUAGCAUGAAAGCAGCAAGCCCUUGACAUGUAUUCUAUUAUUUACUUUUCAAUACUGGUACAGUGGUACCCCGAGUUUCAUACAGCUCCCAAGUCAAACAGUUAUGUAAGUGUAUUAUCGUAAGUGUAUUUUUCGGGGUCUGAUAUGGACUAAACUAAUUUACGUUUUUCCUUAUGGGAACAAAUUCAUUCGGUAACGGCACUCAAGCAGCCUUCUGGAACGAAUUAUGGCUGAAACUCGGGGUACCACUGUAUUUAGUUAGUUACAGUAAUUAUUUGUUUAUUUACUUUUUCAGUGACAGUAGUUAUUUAUUUACUUAUUUAUUUAGCAUAUUAUAUUCAUAUUCGACUUGAUAUUUUUGACUUAAGAUGGAUUUGUUGGAACGUAACCCCAUUGUAAGCCAAGGAGCACCCGUAGUAUCUCGACUCUGUGCUAUGACUGUGGCUCCAUCUUUAUGAUUCAUUAUUACCAUUUUUUGUUUUUUGUACUGAUAUUUACCUUGCACCUUUUUUUUAUACUUCUUUCGGCAAACUGACCAUAUCCCACCAAGGCAGGGUGCCCCAGAAAGAAAAAAUGAAAGUUUCUCUUUUUAAAUUUAGUAAUGUAUACAGGAGAAGGGGUUACUAGCCCCUUGCCUCUGGCAUAUUAGCCGCUUCUUAUGACAUGCAUGGCUUAUGGAGGAAGAAUUCUGUUCCGCUUAUAUUCACUUUAAUUUUGGGUGAACAGUUACAGUAUACCACUAUGCUACACCAAGGAGGUUUGUGUUCAAACUGAUGAAGUCAGUUGCUGUCACUGUGGCUCACUGCUGCGUGUGGAUGUGGUUUGUCAUCAUCAGACUCACUCUCUCCAGUGUAACCAAUGGACACACUAAGUUUUCCAUUGUUUGCUAAGAAUUGGACAAUAACUGAAUCAUUGCAUGUUUCAGUGAAGGUUUGUUUUACUUUAUAAGGCACUGUUACAUGUUGAUAUAAGAGUUAUGACUGGUAUUGGUGUAAAUACAGAGGUAUUGAUGUAAAUACGGCAUCUAUGACCACGACUAAUAAAUGCUGUGCCUGACCACCAACCACUGCUGGUAGUCUGAAGAAUUACCACAAAAUGGAAUUACUUGUAAAUCCAAAGCUUGACCUCAAGCCUGACCUUCGCUGUGUAAGAUGCAGGGUGGUUUUGAGGGUUAAAUUUUAAAAAAAAAAAAAAAAGAAAAAAAAAGUGCAUCUUAUAUACUGCAAAAUACAGUAUACAUUUGAAAAACAGUAUAUUGAAUAUUGCAGCAACUACCAAUAUCAGUUAUAAUGUGAAGUUCCAUAAUUUUACAGUAAUAGAAUAUACUGAUAAAGAUGUCAGGUAACUGGCUGUAAUAUUAAUAGCUUAAAUAGGUGGCUAUUCUAGGGUAGGCCUACAAGGUCAUACACUUCUGACAACUAACUUCUAGUAGAACUUUGAAAACUAGGCUGAUGAUAACCCUCAUAAAUGAAUAUGAGAAAUAUCAACUUGACCCUUAUAGGUUAUGAUCAGCACCUUAUGUUGAGGACCUGAAUUCUUUCAGACUUGGUUGUAUAUUGAACAUCUUUUGUCAAUAUAAGUUUUUCUUUGCAAGACUUAAUUUUUUUAGGAAAACAUUCCACCCAAAAUAACUGCUAGCAAACCAUAAUUUCUUCAUGUAUGAUCAAAAUUAUUUCUUUAUAAUAGUAAGAUGUAAUUUUUUUAUAAGAUUCUGUAAUUAGCAAUAGGAUUACUGCAGCUAGAAGCUAAAUUCAGUUCAGUGGCAAACAUUAAAUUUCAUGUAAAAUGUGACUGAAGUUGCAACUUAGAAGACUAAGUUCAUUUGUUCAAUCACGCAUGGCUGGAGGGAUGUUUUUGUCUCUGGUUAGCAUAGAACUUGUCUUUCAGGACUCUUUAUUAAAAUAACUUUUCUCACCUAGUGGUUUGCUAGGUAAUGAAACUGAGAGUCAGUAUGAAGAAGGACAGUGUUUUAGUUCAGUCAGUUUCUGUUGAUCAUGUGUGUGUAUUAUUGAACAGCUUAAGAUGCAUAAAAUUUUUCUGUAUAUGAGACUGAUCAGCACAUUAUUCAGCUACCUAAAUGUAGUUAGCAAAGUCAGUAAUACAGAACUUCAUAUACAGUGCAUUUAAUUUUUCAUUAAUUUAUUCCAGGCAUACAGUGCGUGCAAAAACAAUUUUGACUUCCCCUUUAUUAUUACAAAAAUUAUUGAAAAGCAACAAUAUAAACAUUAUAGAACAAAAACUGUAAUACUUGGUACUUACAUUAAUAAUUUGUUUUCUUUCUCCUGCCCUUGACCAUUUGAAGUUGCUUGGGCUUGCUUUCACUCAGAUUCCUGAAGUAAUCAGUGGGUACCUGGUUGACCCAGAUGUCCUUGAUCUACUACUGCUGCUGGCACAACAUGGAUGGAAUUUGGCAAGAUUCCAUCUUCUUUUUAAUGAUAUUUCAGGCAUUCUCAGUAGUGCUGAGGUCUGGCCUAUUCCCUGGCCACUGUAAAACCUCAGCAUUUUUUCUCAGCAAGCCAAUUGAUUACUUCUUUGUGACAGGGCACUAUUAUGCAUAAAGGUGGUGCAGCCGUGAAUUUUGAAAAUAUUCAGUAGGUGGUCAUCGAGAAUGGUGAUGUAGCAGUCGGUAUUCAGUGUAGCAUUUUGGGGAAGGAAGUACAAACCCCCAUGACCAAAUAAAUUGCUAAAACAACCUCAAACCAUGAAAGAUUGUGGGUGCUUUAUGGUGCUCACUGUAUAUGCAGGGUCAUACUUAACAUACAUCAAUUAUGACCCUGCAUAGACAGUAAGCACCACAAAGCACCCACAAUUCGUCAUGGCCUGGAGUUGCAUUAGUGGUUUACUUGGUUGUGGGGGUUAAUACUUCCUUCCACAAAGUGUUAACAAUGAAUGCCGACCGCUACAUCACUGUUCUUGGGGAUCACCUACUGGAUAUUGAAAUGGCAACACCACCUCUAUUAUUGCAUGAUAGUGCCCCCUCUCAAAAGGCCAAAAAAAAAAAAAAUGAACCAAGUGGCUUGCAGAGAAAAAUAAUGAGGUUUUACAGUAGAUGGGGAAUAGUCCAAACCUCAGUAUUGAGAACGCCUGGAAUAUCAUGAAAAAGAAGAUGGGAUCCUGCCACUUAUCAUCCAUGUUGUGCCUGUAAUAAGAUAUCAAGGACAUUUUGGUCAACCAGUUAUGCAUUGAUUUCUUCAAGAAUCUGAGUGAAAGUAUGUCAAAUGACUUCAAAUAGUCAUCAAGGCCUAGCGAAAGGUAACAAAUAUUAAUGUAAAUGCCAAGUAUUGCAGUUUUUGUUCUAUAAGGUGAAUGCUGCUGCAUUAUAAUGAUUUUCAUAAUAAUACAGGGUAGGUUCGAAUUACAUUUGCAUGUACUGUAUAUGCAUUGAGUAGCAUGUCUGGAUAGCAGUUACAAUUACUUGAAUGUCAGCUUCAGUACUGAAAGCAGGACACUAUGAGCUUAACUGCUAUUAUAGCUACAGCUAGGUAAAUACCAAUAGGUAAUUACAUAAUAAUAAAAGCUGCUAAUAAAUGAAAAUUAAUUUCUGAACAUCAAAUGCCCACUAAAUUUUGCUUCACCUGAGCUUUUACAGCAAAAUUUUUGCUAUGAAACUUGAGGUGAGCAGGUGCUAGUAGGCUGUGUACAUAAGUGUUUUGAGAAAAUAAUUUUUUAAUUGCCUAGUGUUAAUUCUCCAAAUAUAAUACCAAGUGGAGUCAAUUUAUAUGCCUAGUUUUAGAAAAUAGCUUGAAAUGAAGCUAAUCUAUUUUUCUUCAUUGACUUCCCAUUAUCUAAUGGCAAAAUAUUUUCAUAAAUUAAGUAAAAUUUUUACACAAUUUCUCAAAGAAAUGGGCUUCAUGUGUGUAUGUGUAUGUGUGUGUGUGUGUGUGUUGUUUUAUAUUGAAAAAACUUAAUUUACAGUACUCUACAUGUAAAAAGGUUUUUUGAACUAUUAAAAUGCUGUUGCCUUAAAUGUCAAAGCAAUAUUAAUUGUGCGACGUUCUUAAUACGUAUUUGUACAGUACUUGCCUCCCUGGCUUUGCAUAAAAGAUGUGUUCCAUACGAAAGUUGCACAAAACAAAUCCAAUCAGAGCAAAUACAUAGUAAUAUUGGAUGUGCAUUCCAUAUUCUCUUCCCAGAUCUAAUAUUCAUUUCUCUCUACAAACGUACUGUUUGAACUGUUUUAAAUCUCAAAACCUUACAGGGAAUAAUAUUUAGUUCAUAUAAUAUGUAUAGAGUAAAUACAAAAAUUCCUUUUUAAGGUUUGAUACAUUGUAAUGGGUUUCAUAAUAUAAUAGAGGCACCCCUCGCUUUGAUAAAUGUAUUCCAGGUUCACUGUGCAUAUUCUGAAAUCACAUAAAAUAGCUCAGUAGUGUGCAAUACAUAGUGAUACUUUUUGAGACCUUAACUGUAUUGCCCCGCACCCAUUUCUGAUUCAAUUUGAGGAAAGUAUUGUAUAUUUUAACAAAUGAUGUGUUUUAUUUGAAAUAAUACUGACCAACAACAGCAGGCACACAAUUAUAAUUAGAUGUCGUGGUGGAUGGUAAUGGUGAGUUUCUAGUUGGUGUGUAUAGAGGGUGGUGCAUGGUUGUCUAGAUCAAACAUAACAUUACUAGGACUAGUAAGGGUGAUAUCCAAAGAAGCACAGGCAAGGAGCUGUCAUCAUCAGACAUCAAUGUUAAAAGCCAGUUAGAGUAGGGGUGAGCGAGGGAGAUUUUAAAAAUUGCAACAUGGAGGACUACUUAUUUACUGCUUCUGGGCAGGCACCUCCUUGUUGUUAGUACAGAACAGCUAUUGCUUAUAUGACAGACUUCAUGCUUGUCUCCAGGUUAGGAUUAUUGUCCAUGUCAGAGUGGGCAAGUCUGUUUUUGCAAACAAAUCUGACUGCUGCCCUCAGUCAGAUCCUUCAUAUUAAGAACCACUUCAAUCCUCCUCCUCUUUCUCUUCCUGAUAAGCAGCUGUAAUAAUUUCAAUAAAGCCAUUUCUCAAUUAUGGGAAUCAAACUCCAAAGAGGAUUCCUCCUCAAGGUCUGAAAAUUUUUUUUAUAAUUUCUGAACUACACUGAUCAGAUAGUGAAUUUAUAUUGUACACAACAAUUUAGUAGGAAUGAUGUCAUCUCAAAAAAGCGAAUUCACAUGCAGUGAACCCACAUGAAGUUAGACAUUGCUGUAAAUCAAAUUAAAUUAUUAAUUAUACAAUAAUUAUAGGCAUAAGAGUGUAUACAUAACAGUAUUUUACAAAACCUAUAUUAUGCUCAGCAUUUUGGGCAAAAGUAUUGAAAGCUAUUCAUGACAGAAAUAGUUGUUUAAAUGCUUUCUGUCAAAAGCAGUUGUUGGAAUGCCUACCUGGAUAUAAAGACAAGGUCUGACUGAUUUGUUGACAUUCCAAUGUUCUCUAGCAGUGCACUGCAUCAUGCUGGACCACAUAUUGUACGUGCAGUAUAUAGUAUAUUUUAUUUUUAAUAAUGGAUAUUCUUUACUAAUACUUUGCAUAUUCCAAAAUGGAAAGUUGAUAGAAAACACCCAUUUUGUGAGAGCUUAAAUUUUAUACUGAAUAGGCAAUAUCCACUGAAUGCCUACUUUCUCACCAUUUCCCCAUUGCAUUUUUUGGCAGUGUAAUUGGUCCACUCUAUCUAGCAAGUUUACUCCCACUGAACAUCUUGUCCAGCUUUGGGGUUUGCACAAAUGACAUGAAUCAUAGCACUGUAUCAUCAUUUGUAAAUGAUACUAGAAUUUGUGAGAGUGGCAUCCAUUGAGGACAUAGCAGAUCUCCAUGCUGAUAUAAAACCAAGUCUUCCAGUGAUCCUCAGAAAAAAAAUGUUCACUAGGGACAAAUUUCAGUCAUGCUGCUAUCUAAAAUGGAGUAUAAAGCAGACUGCAGUUGCUUAACAGAACAUAUUUAGUGAUGCCAGAUUUCACAUCCAAGGAUCACAAUAGUGUUAUCACACCAAGGAGAGUGAUAGGCUAGAUAGCUAGAACCUCGAAAACAAGAGAUGCCAAGCCAGUGAAAAUAGUGUAAGUCAUUUGUUCUCUGUAGAUGUAAUCUUUCUGUAUGCUAAUAGCUCUCUUUAAGGUGAACAAAAUUAUUUUGCAGAUCAGGAGAAUCUAUAGAGAACCAUCUCUGCAUGUAUAAAUAAGCAAUAAAUUACUGGUAAUGCUCUAAGUCUCUUGAACUACACUCCUUGGAGACUUAUUGUCAGAUUGAUCCCAAAUCUGCAAACUGCAGUCAUUUGCAAAAGCAAUAGGCUUGGCAGACAAUACCAAAUACACCCCUUGAUGAGCAGGGGUACACUGAUUACACUCAAAAAUCAUAUGUAAAGGCACCAAAACUUCAAAGCCUUCCUUUUAUGCAUAAAGGAACUUAUCAACAGACACCUAACUGCUUUCAAAAGGGAACUUCAUAAAGUUUCUUAAGUUGGUUCCUGAUCAACUAGGCUGUGGUGCAUCCAUUGGACUGUGUGGCUAGCACCUACAGCCUGGUUUUAGUCUGCCUGAAAUGCUUUGCCUCAUCAGGGGCUUUUCAAAAUUUAUGAAAUAAAAGUUGCCUAAUUUUGUAACUGUAGAUGUAAUUGUGGUGUUAUGUCAUUCAUACCAUAUUAUUUGGGUUGGAAAAUUGAAGUAAAUAUGUAGUUCUUAUGAGUGUGACUCUCCAAGGCAAAUGGUCCCAACAAAUAUGAAAAAAAAAAAAAGUUUUUGGAGAGCUAAUCUUUAUUUUGACAAAGUUUUGUUUAGUGAUGAACCUUAUUAAGUCAUGACAAUAGAGCUUGUUCUGCAUUAUCUUUUACAGAUUUUCUGUAAUUGAUUCUUUAUGGUAAUAAAGUAAUAUUCUGCUUUGGUUUUUGGUCUUUGAAAAAAUGUGUGAAGAGUUACUAGUUCAUAUAAGUGAAUAAAAGUGAUAAUACAUUAAAUUAGUUUAAAUUGUAAUUACAGAGAAGCACUAAAUCAGUAGGGGUUAUACAGUACUUGAAGAGCGGGAGGCAGUAAGGUUUGAUCAAAGAUCAAGAGCCCUUUCCUAGCAUCAAGGCAUCCAUCUUCAAAGGUAAUGUUUAAAAUUCAUGAAGUAAAACUUGUUCAGGAAAACAUGAUUAAAGUGGCUAUCCUGCCUUUCAGUAAUAUUACUCCACAUCAUUUGCACUCCAUGUUAACCUUUAUGAAUAUUUUUAUUCAUAUCUCAUCAUCCCUCGGUGCCUGCCUACAUGUGCGCGCACCUCAAUGUAAUUGCACAGGUCAAAUUUUAACUUCUGGUCCUGGUUCUCAACUUGCCACUUGCCAGAUUCACUCCUAGCUUUGUAGGCCCUAUUAUACCUAUUCUUAAAACUAUGUAUAGAGUUUACCUCUUCUUCAUCACAGCCAUUCCACUUGCAACUUCCCUGAGACUGAAGAAAACUUCUUAACAUCUUUGUGACUUGUCUGAAUCUUAGCUUCCAGCUGUACCCCUGAGUGCCUGUUUUGCCACCUCUCAAUAGCCUGUCUCUGUCUGCCUUAUUAAUUCCCCUGAGUAUCUUGUAUGUUGUUAUCACAUCUUUCCUGGCCCAUCUGUCCUCCAGGGUUGUUAGAUUCAGUUUUUUUUUUAGCUCUGGAAUUAGUCUCAUUGCAUACUUCUGCACUUUCUCCAGUUUCUUAACAUGUUCCCUCAGGUGUGGGUUCUAUGCUGGUGCUGCAUCCUCCAAGAUGGCCCAAAUGCAUGUUGUAUAAAGCACCCUGAAUGACUCUGUUGAGAUUCCUGAAGGCUACUUUCUGAUUUGCAAGGCAACAUUUGGCUACUGAGAUUAUUUGGUUGAUUGUGUGUACUUGGUGAUUUGUUUGCAGGGAUUGAUAAUCAAGUCCUGGUCCUGCCUCCUAGAUUACUUUAAACAACAUAAUAGAUUUCUGGCCUCAUCAUAUCUACUCUUGAAACUGUGUACUAAGUUUGCCUCUGUCACUGCCUCAUCCAAAUCAUUCCACUUUUCAACCAACCAGAGACUGAAAAUGCUUCCUUAUAUCCAUGUCCUAUUUAUCCUGGUCCUUUGAAUUCAGUUUGUCCCUACCAAUUGUAUCAAUUAUUGUUAAUUUUUAUAUCAUCAUGUCUUCCCUUGUCCUAUCUGCCAAGAUUAUCAGGUUCAGUUCCUUCAACCUCUCCUCUAGUGUAUGACAGUUCUGGCACUAGUGUGUGUGAAUGAGUAAGUGUCAGUGUGUGUGUCUGUAUGUCACUGACUCGUUUAGUGGAUAUUCAUAUUAAACUUAAUUAAGUUGGUUUUAUCAGCCAUGAAUUUUCCAGUGUUAAGAGUAUGCUUAAUAACCAUUUAAAUAUCUUAAUAUUUAUUAAUGUAAGACUGAGACUUUCGUGAACAAUAGGCUCAGUUCAUCGAACAAGAGGAACCAUCCUAAAAAUGGAUCAUAUGCUAUACAAAAAUUCUUAUGCAGGUGUAUAUUGUGUAUUUUAUUGCCUAGCCAUGCUAAAAUUAAUAUAAUAUAAUUUAGCUUAAUCCUGUCAAACCAAUCUUAGGUCAUCCCAGACUUAGGAUUUUUUAAUAUCAGUGAAAUAUAUUAAGUAAUUUACUAAUUUUCAGCUAUUGCAACAAGGAAUGUACAGCUGGUAAUAGGAUUGCUGCUUUGUAAGCUAAGAUUGCUGGAUCUCCCUAAUGAUAAUAUAAAUAUGAAAUAUGCCCUAGACCAAUGUGGGUCACACAAUACUGUAAGCAGUGUGCAAGGAUAAUGGUUUGUGAAAGUGGAAGUAUUGGUUAAUGGGGUAGGAGUUAGUGAGGAUGUAAAAUCUUGUUUAAAGCUGGUUCAGUAAGUUGGAUUCAGUCAAAAAGGCAAACAGUAAGUCUGUUAAUGAGACUUUCAGUGAGGUCAGAGUGAGACUGAUAACUAGGACAGUCUAUUACUAUGUAGGUAACUGUAAAGGCUACUUGGCAAGUCUUUGCAGAGAAAUGUGUGGCACCUCUCUAUAUGUUAUCUGUACCCAGUGUGCUGCAGAUAAGGAAGUGUAGUUUCCCACAUUUUACAGCAAGGGAAAGAUGAUGCCUAGAAGCCUAAUAGCUUGAUGGAAAACAAUUUAUUUUCCUUGACUUAGUCCAACACUGUUGCCAACAGUGUUAGAAUCUCUAGAACUAUCCUGGAAACUAGUCCAAAGAAAGGGACUCCUGUGGGAAAUCAGUAGGUUCUGAUGCCAGACAAAGUAGCUGAAUAUGGGUGCUCAUUACCUCUAACAUCAUUGUGUCCAGGGACUAAGGAAGAAAAUACUUUGUGCUUGCUUGAAAUUUGGCAUAACCAUUGUUGUAUACAUGUAUAGAGUAUGAUGCAAUGUGGAGUCUUAUUUUUAAAUAGCUUGAAGUGCACUUUGAGAGUCUGAAUGUAUGACAGCAACAACUAAAGGAUUAGCGUGACAUGAUUGCAAUAUGCUAAAUACUGAGAAGAGUUGUCAGAGUGGACAGGGUGAAUCUUGAGUACUUGAGGGCACAACCACCAGGCCACGGUACCCUGUGGCCUGGUGGUUAAAGCUCUCACUUCACAUGGCAAGGAUCUGGGUUCGAUUCUCAGCAAGGGUAGAAACAUUGGGCAUGUUUCCUUACACCGGUUGUUUAUGUUCCCCAUCAGUAAACUGGGUACUAGUGUGUUAGUUGACAGGUGUGGGUCGCAUCCUGGGACAAAACUGACCUAAUUUGCCCAAAAUGCUUUGCAUAACAAGCAGCUUUCUGUAUAGCAAUAUGUCAUUGAUUUCAAUUAGGCCUGUAUACCUUGUACAUGUACUUAUAGAAAUAAAGAUAGUAUUAAUAUUAUUAUUAUUAAGUGGAAGCCAAAAACACAGAUAUGUCACAGGGAUGUUAGGAAAUACUUCUCUUGGAUUGAGUGGUCAGAAAGUGGAAUGACCUACAUAAGAAAUGGUUGAGGCAGGAUUCAUACAUAGUUUUAGGAAUAUGUAUAAGGCUCACGUAGCCAGGAGAGUGAGCCAACCCAGUAGAGAGGCGAAACCAUGAGCUGAGACUUGACCCCUGCAACCACAAUUAGGCAUUUAAGCAAGUGAUAAGUGUGGCAUAUAACACUGCUGUAAGGUUGCUGGCAGACUAUAAGAUAAUCUUGAAUUGCUGAAUACAGAAACAUGGCUAAUACUGUACUAGUAACCAUCUGUUUACACUUCUGUGCCAUGAGAAUGCCAAUGAAGGUGUUCAAGGAAGAAAAAACAAGAGUGUGAUGUAGGUAUAUCAGACUUCAGGCAUGGGAGGGAAGAGGAACAAAUGAAAUUAGCUGGGACUUUCUAGAAAGGAAAAGGAUAUGAUUAAGGGUGAAUGUAAAGUUGGGGUAAGUUAAGAGAAACUGCUAAGUUUUGAACUCAAAAGAUAAAGAGCUGCAGGAAAUAGGGACAACAAUUAAAUAUAAUUAUCUAAUGUUCAUCAGUUGCCUUUAUGCAUGAUUGUGAAGGAUAUAGAGACAAAAUACCAGAGGAAUGAGGAUCAUGGUGAUCCUUCAGAUAUGAUGUUUGCUUCUGCAUAUAAGCUUUUGACCAAAGAAGGUCAAAAAGCUCCUACGCAGUUGUGUAAACCCUGGGGGUGAAUAACAUUGAACUUAUUGACUGCAGUUAGCCCUUAAACGGUCCAAACAGAUCGACGUUCAAAUUCGUAGUGCUGCAAAAGUAGAUCUACUUUAUUUUACAUAUUUUCAAAUAUAACAAAAAAAAAAAUGUAGAUAAAAGUUUUUUUUACACGUUUUCAAAUGUAAAACAAAAAAAAAAGAUCUACAUUUUUUUACAUACUUUCAGAUGUUGAGAAAACGUAUAUAUACGUUUGGACCAUUUAAGGGUUAGAGAGGCUGAGUAAUAUACAGUGGACCCCCGCAUAAUGAUUACCUCCGAAUGCGACCAAUUAUGUAAGUGUAUUUAUGUAAGUGCGUUUGUACAUGUGUGUUUGGGGGUCUGAAAUGGACUAAUCUACUUCACAAUAUUUCUUAUGGGAACAAAUUCGGUCAGUACUGGCACCUGAACAUACUUCUGGAGUGAAAAAAUAUCGUUAACCGGGGGUCCACUGUACUUGGUUUCCAGAGUCAACUUUGGAUAAAAUUAAGGGUGUAUGCUAGCUGAGGAAGAUCUGCCUAUCUGCUCCUAAAGUUGGGUGGGCUAAAAUUUUAAGGAGGCUCAGCCAAACAAGACAGAUGGAUAUUAGGAAUGUGAUAUGGAACUACCCCAUCUCUGCCUAAAAAGGAUGACUUGUACAUUAUUAGUAAUAUCUUAUGAUACAUGAGUUAUGUUUGAGGUGUUAACCAAUGACACUGAUGUUUUCCUAGCAUACUGUAUAUUUCCUUGAAGAGAGUUUCCUUGAUGCCAGUGAGGGUCUCUUAAUAUAAAGAACUGGGCCUGAUUUUCCCACUUCUUGGAUAAUUAAUAUACUGCAUACUAAAUAACCAUGAGUGGUGGAAAUGAAUCUACAGUAAAACUAGAGCACUGAAAAUGUGUGUGUGUAGUUUUCUGUAUGUAUAAUCAAGUGUUGGUCACAGGCUGAGACAGGCAUUAUUGUCUGCACUGGGAAUAUUGUACUUCAUUUGUUUCCUUACCAAGCUGUUUGUGGGACUUGAUUUUUUUUUACUUUUGAGAAUUUAAAGUUAUUUUAUUUUCAGCACUAUAGUUGUUACUCAGCAUGUUAAAUUCAUUAAUGUUUGUUAAGUCACUUGUCACAUUAUUUUAUCAGUCAUAUCCUUUACUUCAUAAGUAACAUCAUUAUUAUUAUUUGCCAAAGUGCUAUCAGUGGUGAUAACUCUAAGUGACCUAACUGCUCAUGUGUCAUCGUAAACAUUCAGAGGAUUACCAUUGACUUUGUUAAUAACAUUCACAUUGUUUCUUGAAAUAAAAAGAAAUAUUAUAAAA